Messenger RNA from Symbiodinium sp. CCMP2456, 465 nucleotides. The record is from the annotation of a GenBank genome assembly. Lineage: Eukaryota; Dinophyceae; Suessiales; Symbiodiniaceae.
AUGGCGAGCUCGAUUCGCGUGCGGCUGCAACACCACAAAGACAGGUUUGAUCUGACAGUGCCAGCCGAUGGCAAGGUGUCCGAAUUGUCGGUGGCGGUGGCGGAGUCUACAGGAGUAGCACCGAGCAGGCAGCGGCUGAUCUGCCGCGGGAAGGUACUCACUGACGCAUCAACAAUGCUCAGCGACUUGCUUCCAAAGGCUGGUAGUACAGAAAUCUCCGUGAUGCUGAUGCAGAAGGAGAGCCAGACGCAGCAGGCUCAGAGGCGCUGGAGCCAACUUCGGCACGUGGCCAUGGAGUGGCUUCUGACUAUCUGGGCAAUCCUGUACCGCUUCUUUCAUUCGCUCUUCGUCCCGGGCGCCUACGUGGGCAAGGGGCCCAAGGGUGGCAAGGCCCCCCAUCACCGCACCGACGACCUGGACCCUGGAGACCUGGCCCGCCUGGCCGCCUGCGGCGCGGGCGGCUGA